Messenger RNA from Parathielavia appendiculata, 846 nucleotides. RefSeq names its product HET-domain-containing protein. The transcript has 2 exons. The record is from RefSeq and is a predicted model, not a curated record. The annotation marks the transcript as partial. Lineage: Eukaryota; Fungi; Ascomycota; Sordariomycetes; Sordariales; Chaetomiaceae.
UACGUCGCCAUGUCCUACGCCUGGGGCCGCCCACCGCAACCGAUGGUCGAGAUCCUCGUCAACGGAAAUCGAAUGAUGGUUGGGAAAAAUCUGGAGGCUGGUUUCCGCCGUUUCCGGGCCAUGGACUACUUCCGGCUCGGCGGAAAGCUCUGGGCUGAUGCCGUUUGCAUCAACCAGAGGGAUCUCGCCGAGAAACAGGAGCAGGUGCCCUUGAUGGCCUCCAUCUACCGCCACGCUGGGAAUGUCAUCGUGUGGCUGGGCCCCGAGGCCGACGACAGCGACCAGGUGAUAUCACUCCUCGAGUCUUUGGGAACCACGUACCGAGCCGAGUACUACGAGCUGCUGGAUGCGGAAGACGCGCUCGACGUCGAGGACAGUGCGCUCCAUACCAUGGCUGAGAAGCUGUACCACUUCUUCGACCGCCCGUACUGGAGGCGUGUCUGGAUCAUCCAGGAGAUCUGCAUGGGCCGCGGCGGCAUGCCGAUUGUCUGCGGCCAGCGGGUAACGCAAUGGCGGCAUAUCCGCGAUGGGCUUCUCCGGUUAACGUCGAUGCUGGACAUCCUCGAACACGCCAUGUGGGAAGUGCUGGGGUCCAGGAUACAGCCCCUGGAGCACUCUCUUCUCCACGUGGCGCAGAUUGCCCAGUUGGAAAUCACAGCCAUCGACGCAGCGUGGCUCCGGUGCCGCCCAACCAGCUCACCCUGGUGGUUCCCGCCGUCUUCUCGGAAGGCCCACUGUUGGGCGGCGCCCUCAGCCGAGCGAUUGUUCUCGCCUCGCAGGCGUUGUUCUCAGUGCCCCACGACCAAAUCUACCGCAUGCUCAGCGUCUCCGGCGUGCCUGAUCUAG